UGGACAUUCGUGGGUCAAAAUAUAGAAUUUGCAGUUAGAAAAUCCCUUCAAAAGCAGAACUACAGGAAUUUUUGGUUUCAAAAGUUUAUAUGUUACACAGAGAAACAUUACUGGAAUCAAAAAAUAAUGGUUCAAUAGAAAGAAACUGAAUACUACCCCUAAAUUUAUUGCCCCAAACUUCGCCGAAGACAUUUUCGCCCCAGAAGAGAAGAAAGUUGAUAAAACAUGGCGGGCGCGGGGAACAACAGAGCGAAACGUGCCUGGAAACUUGAGGAAUUUGUUGCCCAUGGCGGCAAUGUCAACUGUUUGGCCCUUGGCCAGAAAUCUGGAAGAGUUAUGGUCACUGGUGGAGAUGAUAAAAAAGUCAACACCUGGGCUGUCGGAAAGCCCAAUGUCAUCAUGAGUUUAUCAGGCCAUACCAGUCCAGUGGAAACUGUCCGAUUCGGUCAUAAUGAAGAGUUAGUUAUUGCUGGUUCCAUGUCAGGUGCACUGAAAAUCUGGGACCUUGAGGCAGCUAAAAUUGUCCGCACGCUCACUGGCCACAAGGCCAACAUUCGCAGUCUGGACUUCCACCCUUAUGGUGACUUUGUCACUUCGGGGUCUGUGGACACAACAGUCAAGUUAUGGGAUACUCGCAGGAAAGGGUGCAUAUUCACGUACAAGGGUCACACCCAAGCAGUGAACUGUUUGAGGUUCAGUCCAGAUGGCCGUUGGAUUGCCUCAGCAGGAGCAGACGGCUCUGUGAAGCUCUGGGAUCUGACAGCUGGCAAAUUACUUAAAGAAUUCGGCAAGCAUUUUGAUGCAGUCAACUGUCUUGAGUUCCACCCAAAGGAGUUCUUGUUGGCCUCUGGAAGCUCAGAUAGGUCUGUUAAAUUUUGGGAUUUGGAAACGUUCAAGCUUGUCAGCACCACUGACAGCAAUUCAGGACCGAUCAGGACGAUAUGUUUCCACCCAGAAGGUUCGAUGUUGUUUGCAGGAAGCCCAGAGGGUGUAUGCACGUACACGUGGGAGCCUUCACGGUGUAUCGACACGCUACAAAUGGGAUGGGGCAACGUGGGAUCUCUUGCUAUGGCAUCAAGUUCUAAACACGUACAAAUGGUAGCAGCGUCCUACAAUAAGACGAAUGUGUCAACGUAUGUUGUGGACUUACAAGCUAUGGAUCAGGCUGGGGAUGCCCCUGGUCCACAAAGUCCCCCACCGCCAUUGAUAUUGAGUGGGAGAAAAAACUUCAUUACAGAGAGACCUGCUACACAGUCAACGAGACAGAGUGAACCAAAAGAGGAACCAGAGGAGCACUCAUCCUCACCCCAGGAAGACCCAGGCGACGAUGAGUCAUCGAUCGCUGAUAUCCAACAACCUGAUGACUACAAUAAAAUAUUCCAUCCAUCUAGACGUCUAACUCACUCCCCACCAAGAGACAGACCAUUCCAGGCACCAGAUAGUCCUCCAGAACGAGAUGACUUCAAAACACACGUCGUCCAAGCACCAAAAGAGCCACCAUCACAACCUCAGAAGUCUUCCCAGCCCCCUCCAUUGAAACAACCGGUACAGCCCACGCCAACCCCUGCUGCAAGGGAACCGUCAAAACCCGUCGCACCUACCCCUGCUGCGAGGGAAACCUCAAAACCUGCAGCACCUUCUGUGCCGGAAGUGGUGCCAGCCAAUAGACAUAGACCAAUUGGAUUAGAUGCCGAGGCAUUUUUACCAAAACACGUUAAUCCGGUGGUGCAACAGGUACAAUCCGAAUCGACUAUAGUCACUGCAAUAACUCGGGGCCACGAUUCGAUGCAAGCUGUGAUGCAAAAUAGAGGCAAAAACUUACAGAUAGUCCGAGCGUUGUGGUCUGGGGGAAACGUCAAGACUGCUCUAGAUUCGGCUAUUAGCAUGAGUGACCAAGCUGUGAUUGUAGACCUUCUCAAUAUUUUACAACAAAGAGUAUCAAUAUGGAAUUUAGAAUUAUGCGCAACAGCUUUAGGACAGUUGGAACCUUUGUUAGGCAGCAAAUAUGAAAAUUACACAAGUGUUGCAUGUAAUACACUACGACUUAUCCUGAAGAACUUCUCAUCUGUGAUCAAAUCAAACGUCUCUGCCCCACCAUCAGCCGGAGUGGACAUUAGUCGCGAAGAAAGGUAUCAUAAGUGUCAAGAGUGCUACAAACAGUUGAUGAAUAUUCGUUCAGUCUUAUCUGCUAAAAAGAAUGAUCAGGGCAAACUCGGGAGUACGUACAGAGAACUGCAUUUAAUGAUGAAUAUGCUCGAAUGAACUCACUGCAACUCCAUUUCAAUAAAGUGUAUUCAAGGUGAUUUCUGCUGUUGCGAUAAUAGCCUGGAACUACCAUGGAGUUUGGUUCAUAUGAGCAGUCCAGUUGCACACAGUCUCAAGAGUUAACCUUGCUAGAAUUGACAUCAGUGAAAGCUGCAUUGUAGGAUGUGUAUUGGGAUACUUAAUGCAAUACAAACUGUAGGACUGCUGCACAAUCACCAAAAUAUAUGUGGCUAUCAUUAUCAGGCCUAACAAGGUUUGUCAUUAGAAAAAGUGAAUAAGCCAUUUUGGAUGUAAAAUUUACGUCAUUGACCCAUGUGGCACUGUUCGUUGUCGACACAACAAUGGUAGUGGUGUAGUCAACCAAGGUGCUAUCCACACAUGCUGCCCUUUCCACUUAGUCGGCAGGUUAAACGACGUGAUUUGACAUCCUGAAUGGAUGCCCAGAUAGUGUCCCAGCAUGGCCUUGGUUCUAAUCAGCAUUGUAACCAAUGGAUUGCAAUUUAUGGGUAUUAUGUUGUUAGGGGUUUUGACAAAUUUGGUUUUGAUGGAGCUGCAGGAACUAGGUCGCCCACUCUUUUUACAAUGGGCUGUAAGUAUAGUCUGCAUAUCCAAGAGGGGGGACUGAGGUCAUGACAGCUGGACAAAACGUAUGGCUGAGUAUUUGAUGAUGCAAAAAUAGCUUUCGGGCUAACUAAAAUUGACCAAGUGUGUCUGUGAUCUUGCAUUUGAUACACUUUUCCAAAUUUCACGAAAUGUUUUUUACAGCCUUACGGAAGGGCUAAAUUCACUUUGUUUUAUGGUAAAGCUGAAUAAUUGGGAUGAAAUGUUGGCAAUAUAUACCCACAGUUACAGGAUUUCAGUGAUUAUUCCUGUCAGUUCAUAUCAUACCAGAAUAUUGCUCGAGUGUUUUGUUUUCUCACUUUCUGUAUCACAUGGUUUUCUUGAAUUAAAAAUGGAAAAUUUGAUAAUACGCCGGUCGUGUCACCCUCUCAGUAUGAUUCAGGAGAUGGGAUCAAUAUAUUCACAGCCAUUCUAAUUUGCGGUUUUGUUAAAUUGCAACUCGGGGGUGGGUUUUUUUGAAAAGGGCUUCAACAUCACAUGUACGGUAGUUGUUCUACUUCUAAUCCGAUUUGCAAAAUGUUAAAUAAUAGAUGUGCUAUAAGAAUUUUGGUUGCCUCUGCAGGAAUUGGCUUGGCUGAGAGUAAAACCAAACCCUUGCUUCUUUUGUCACCUGGCAAUCAGUUGUUUGAUUGCAUAGGUCUACAGCUUGUUGUUCACUGGGCCAGUGACUGGCUUCUUCACAAGAGGUGCAAGGACUUUGUGACGAUGGGAUCACAGUUGACAGUUGAAAAAUGUGUUUGCCCAAUGUGACUAAUUCAGAUUUCUGCAUCAAUGUUAUAUUGUAAGUCGUACCGGUAGUAUUUUCUUGCCAGUGGUGAAUGUGAUGUGAUAUUUUGUUAAAACCCCGACACCAGUCUUUCAUACAUGUAUGUCAUCAUCAUCUCUGGAGAAAUCAUACCAGAUAGAUCCUGAUGGUGUUGCACAAGUGGUGCCAUCUUAUUCCCAUGUGAGAAUAGAGUUCGUGUGGAAUGAGCUUCCAACCUUCCUCAGCCGACUGUGUGUUCAGUACCGAAUUAACUGAUUUGCUUUUGCGUUGUAAAUAUCUAAACAGUAGCACUGACAUACAUGUAAUAACAAUAAUGUGACAUGAUGUUGGUGAAGCCAUUUAAAAAUUCCGUAUACCAGGCUUCCAUUGCUAGAGUUUUUCCACACUUUUGUUGCCGCUGUGUGGGAAUACAGGGUGUUUGUAUGGGCAAUAGGGACUACAGUCGUUCAGCAAUUUUCACUUUCACUUUGGGCUCAUUGCGGAGCUACACACUGCUGGUCUUUACUCCUGUCAACAUCCAUACUGGCUUUGAACUACUCAGACAUGCCUUGUAUAUCAUAUGAUUUUACUUCACCUGUCAUACAAAGAAAAUAUGCCACCACAAGUUCAAACUUGAGACUCAAAUUCCUAGGUGCGCUGUUUCCGAAGGAAACCAUGGGAGGUGAUAUCAGUGACUUUGCUUCAAGGAAUUUUUAGACUCGAGGAACGUGCUUAUAUCAUGAAAUAUUAAUGAAACAGCAAACUCUAAAAACCUACUGGGAAAGUUUAUAUCAGGUGGCUUCUGUUCUGUUUAAUUUUACACCAUUCAAAUAAAUAGCAUGCUAAUUAUGAGUUCUUUAUAUUGCUAAUACUAAUGUCAUAGACAUUUGGAUCUUAAUAUCUAUUAAAUUUUUACUUUUGCCCAAUCCGUUCCAUUUUCACGUUGUGCUUUGUGUUCUCGCCUUUUGUAUUUAUUUUUAAUUGAGUGUAAAUAAAUCAAUUGUUGGUUGUCUGGCCAACCUUUAAUUGUGGUGUCCGAAAUGAAUAUGUGCAUGGUGACCUACAUGUAUUGUGUCAGUCUGUGCAUAGGUAUGUACUGAAUAAAUUGUCAGAAGCCUUCGUGAUUGUCAAGAUUUGAACACCAACAUUUACAAUGUUUAAUGGACCUUGAACUAGAGUGUACGAAGUCCAAACGGACAUUGACCAAUUUUACAGUCCCAUAUUUUUCUGAUUGACGUUUUGUACAUGUAUGGGUGUGCAGCAUACACAACUGACUUAUUAUGGGAAGCAGUUUUUUCCACUUCUCUUCAACGGUUAGAAUGCUGGACUUUCGGCCUGGUGGUCACGGGUUCGACUCCCCGUAAAGACUUCCUUCAGUAGAAAUACAUGUAUGUCACAACCAUCUAGUGUUCCUGUUACAGGUUGAUACCACAAUUAUAGGCAUGCCCGGGACCUCUGCACCAGGAGAGUAAUAUGAUAUGAAGAGAAUGUCUAAUAUGAUGACAGUUCUUCUCACUGACACUUGUUACUGGAUACAGAAAAUUUAUGAUAAAUAAAAAAGUAAAAAGUAUCAAGGAA
Lineus longissimus is the source of this 5209-nucleotide messenger RNA. Its product is annotated as katanin p80 WD40 repeat-containing subunit B1-like. NCBI's taxonomy places the organism in Eukaryota, Metazoa, Nemertea, Pilidiophora, Heteronemertea, Lineidae. The transcript has 17 exons. Gene Ontology annotation, biological process: microtubule depolymerization; microtubule severing. The record is from RefSeq and is a predicted model, not a curated record. Gene Ontology annotation, cellular component: katanin complex. The coding region runs from base 226 to 2262 and encodes 678 amino acids. Gene Ontology annotation, molecular function: microtubule binding.